Messenger RNA from Papaver somniferum (opium poppy), 702 nucleotides. RefSeq lists its product as uncharacterized. The record is from RefSeq and is a predicted model, not a curated record. The coding region runs from base 1 to 702 and encodes 233 amino acids. Lineage: Eukaryota; Viridiplantae; Streptophyta; Magnoliopsida; Ranunculales; Papaveraceae. The transcript has a single exon.
AUGAAAGGUCCCAAAAGAGAUAGUUUGGGGAAGUGUUUAAGACCUUCUAACAUGAUUUACCGAAACUACUUGGAUAACCUACCCGAAGCCAUUCAUGAGUUUAUUAUAUCCAUGGACGAUGUCGAAGGGGAUGGCAAUUGUGGUUUCCAUGUCACUGCGGAACAACUAGGGCCUUUUAAGGAUGAGAACCAUCCGGUUGCCCAAGGGGACGAAGUAAAUUAUAUUCGGCAAAGAUUGUUACAAACACUACGCCGAAACAGGGACUUCUACAAGUCAAUGAUGCGAGGUGGCGGAGACCACGGGGUCGCACACGAGUUCAUUAGUUUUGAACGGCGUUUACAUGGGGAUGCCGUGAUCACAAGAGAUCAUUGGAUGCAAAUGCCGAUAUGUGGGUUUUUAAUCGCGAAGACCUUCAAUUGUGUUGUUCAUUCUUUUGCGAGGGCCGGAAGUUGUUACACCUACGCGCCGCCAACAAAACCUUGCAAUGAGAGUGUGAAAGGUAGAAGACUUGUUAUUUCAUUUGUUCAAGGCUGCCAUUAUAUCGGUCUUAAGCUUAGACCCGGUUUCCCAAUACCUCCCUUGUUCCCUUUAGCCUUUUGGCCUGUUUUUAAAGAAAAUUACUCGAUGGAUUGGUGUGAAAAUUACGCUACGGAAAUGGAGCUUUGGAGAAGUUUGCAUCCACCUCUCCCUUGUUCCCUUUAG